AUGUCAGAACAUUAUCGCGGUUAUAAUUCUAUUCGCUCUUAUUUAAAACUUCGUGGUGAAGACAGUUCAUUUAAUGAAUUUGUAAAUCUUUACCAAGAAAUGAUCUUAGAAUCUCCACCAGAUUCUGCUGAAAACUGGGUUGGUUUGGAGGUUGCCUGGAAAACUAGGUUCCUUAAUGCCGUUAGGGAAACCAUCCCAGUACAUCAUGAAGGAAUACGUGAAAAGGUGAGAUUAGAAGUUUCAAAUAAGCAAUUAAUGACUUAUUGGCAAGCUAUCCUCACUGAAAAACAGAAUUCAACAUCAAGUACAUCAAGUAACCUUUCUCACAUUCAAAAAGAUGAUUUAUCAACCUCUGUCAGUGAAACAUUAAAUAUCUUUAAAAAAGUCCAAUUCCCCACAUAUUACAAUAAACUUAAAGAAAUAUGGUAUGAUGAAGAUCCUUCAUCCAAUUAUUACGUAAUUGACUUUGGAAACAGAGACAUAUUAGAAAAAGUACACAAUUUAUUAAACAAUACUGAAUUACAAUCAUUAUUCGAAAGAUUGAAGCUAGAUGAUGAAGAAAAAUAUUUAAGUCAAAAGGCACACGAUUAUUUGUCAUUAUUUGACAAAAUUUUAAAAGCUAAAGAUGAAGAAUCAGAAGAGGAAGAGGAAAAUGAUGAAUCGGAAGAGGAAGUGGAAAAUAUUGAAUCAAUAGAUAAAUUUGUUGCCGAAAUGGAAAAAACAUUCCAUUCUCUAAAUGGUGUGGCCACAAAAUUUAGAUACCUGUCAAACACUCUUCCACUUCCAGUUCUAGAAUACGAUCAAUCCCAAAAUAUUGAUAUUCAUAUUAUUAAGAGCAUUUCAAGCCACAUUGAUAGUUACUCUAAAAUGAAUGGUAUAUUGGAAAAUACAACAGAACGAUCUUGGACGGCACAUGGCAGAUGGGGUUGCAGAACUUUUAAACGACCUAAUCAAAUCCCAAUGUUUUUAUUGGAAGUUUCUGGGGAUCCUAGUAAUGAUGACAUCGAUAAACUUGCCAAUGAUAAGAAAAAAUUGAUUAAAGAAGGCGUUUUCGCCCUAAACAAAUUCAUGACAAAAACAAGGCUUCCGUCAUGGGAAGUAUGUAAAGAUUUAAAGAUUUUCCUGGCACAAGGAUAUAGCGACAAACUUGAAAUUGGUCAAAUUAUUUAUAUUGGACCUAAGUUGUACUUAUUUGCUCCAUUUACGGUCCCAAGUAUAAUUAUCCCAACUUCCACUGCUAAUUUGAGUUAUACAUCUCGAUUAAUUCGAACAUUAUUAUGUUUGAGAUUUAACAUUAUUAAAAAAAUACGAGAGUAUAAAGAAUUUGAGAUAAAAGCGCAACAGCUAACCAUGAAUCCAGGAAAUAAAUAUGUCACUGGGGCAUCUCCAGGUCGAACUAAAACUGUGGUAUUUGAAGAAUUUUUACCCAAGAUUUCAAGAGAUGAUACAAGAGAUGAUACAAAAAGAAAAAGAGGAAGACCUCGAGGUAGAGGGAAAAGAAAAACAAAUGAAUAA
Messenger RNA from Rhizophagus irregularis DAOM 181602=DAOM 197198, 1515 nucleotides. RefSeq lists its product as uncharacterized. The record is from RefSeq and is a predicted model, not a curated record. NCBI's taxonomy places the organism in Eukaryota, Fungi, Glomeromycota, Glomeromycetes, Glomerales, Glomeraceae.